CCGAAUGGCCUAGUCUUAACAUAGUGAAAUCAGCUAUUUAAUCGAAAUGAAGUUAUUCGUAGCCAUUGCAGCUCUGGUCAUUGCCAGCGUUAGUGGAGCCAGUUUGGACUCGAUCUUCCGUCCAGGAUUCCCCGAAGGACGCAUCAUCAAUGGCCAACCUGCCACCAAGGGAGAGGCUCCCUACAUUGUCUCGUUGAAAUCGGGAUCUCACUUCUGUGGUGGUUCGAUCAUUGACGAACACUGGGUCUUGACGGCUGGCCACUGCUUGAUCUACGCCAACUUCGAGGUCGUUGCCGGCUUGUACUUGCGCUCCGAUCAAUCUGAUGUCCAAAUCCGCAAAGUUAACGGCAAGCAAUUCCAAUUCGUGCAUGAGCUGUAUGGCGGUAAUGUUGGUCCCCAUGACAUUGGUCUCAUCUACAUCGAAGAGGCCUUCGACUUGAAUGCCUUGUCUCGUGAUGGCUCUGCUCCUGUUGCCAGCAUUAAGUUGCCCACCGGACAAUACGAACAAGAAGGAAGCGGCUUACUCUUCGGCUGGGGACGUGACAAUUCCGGUGCCCUACCCAAUACUUUGCAAAAAUUGGAUGCUAACAUCAUUGGCUACACUGAGUGCAAGGCUGCCCUUCCCAGCUCUGCCCCCAUUGAGAAUGUGAACAUCUGUACCUACACUGCCGGUACAACUGACGGAGCUUGCAAUGGCGAUUCUGGUGGUCCAUUGAUCAUCAACACCCCCGCCGGCGCUGAAUUGGUCGGUAUUGUUUCAUGGGGCUAUACCCCAUGUGCUUCCACCAGAUACCCAUCAGUCUUCACCUCAGUCUCCUCAUACCAAUCAUGGAUCUACGAAAAAAUGACCGCUUACCAAAUCUAAAUAUGCAAUUUUCUAAAUAAAAUUUAAAUGCAAUUACGAAAAAAAAAUAAUUUUUUCUUUACAAUGCAAGAACAACGCUGUUACAAUGAUUGUAAAGGGGAUUUCCCCUAUUGCCGUUGAUAAAUAAAUGUGGUGACAGCAUGAA
Molecule: messenger RNA, 1010 nt
Organism: Stomoxys calcitrans (stable fly)
Lineage: Eukaryota; Metazoa; Arthropoda; Insecta; Diptera; Muscidae
Product: lectizyme
Exons: 1
Coding region: 47-865 (272 amino acids)
Biological process (GO): proteolysis
Molecular function (GO): serine-type endopeptidase activity
Source: RefSeq, a predicted model, not a curated record